AUGUGCCCGAAUGGCCUUCAAGCUCCUGUGGUUGCUGCCCCAGCAUCGUCAUUGGACUGUUCUCUCGAAACAGAACAUUUUUUCCUGAGGUUGCUGUGUGGCAUACAAAGAUAUGUUUUUGCCCAGGCAGGUUUUUUUGCGACUUGCAAGUGGAGCACUUCAGUUCCUCUUAACUGUCCUGCCAUCGGCCAGGUAUCAGACUUAUGCGACUGCUGCGACGAGUCUACUCUGCAUGCAUAUGCGGGCGAGCUCAACCGACACUGCCUGCCAGCAACACUGCUUCGCAAGAAGCCAGACAUCAUCGUGGGAGAAGCUCUUGAUGGGAGUCCAAGUGUUCCGGAGGUUGAGGGCUUGUGGGCAGCAUGCCCUCUCCGUCAUGUGUCAGAGCCGACAAAGUUACUUCACGAUGGGCGUUUUGGCUUCGCCUGGGCGGCCGCCAAGGUACGCUGCAUGCGAUUGCCGCAGGAGCGGGAACCUCAAGAUGGUGCGUAUCAGGUGCUUAUGCAAGCCACUUUUCGAGACGGGCAGGCCCAGAGCUGCGUUCCUAAGAUGCUGAUGGCCCACUUCUGUGAAAGCGUCAAAGUCACAGAUGCAGCCAGCUUAGAGCUGACUUCAACAGCAAUCAAAGAGGUCGACCUACAGGCGGAAGAGCAAAUCAAGCAAGGCUCCAGAGUGCUCAAGGAGUUGGAGGUGAUAUUGCAGCGAUCAGGACAUCCGCACGAGAAGCGUUGGAUCGACACCAGACAGGCAGAGAUCUUUAUUGCAGCGACCAUUACCAUCUACGCUUUCUUCAUUGGGGCCGAGCUUGAGAUUGAGACGAACCAUCCCGACCUUGGACAUGCACUCUCUGUGGUAUUUCUCAUACUCCAUGUGCUCUUCAACACAAUUUUUGUGCUGGAGCUCAUCCUGCGAGUGCGGUCAACAGGCAUAAGAUACUGCUCUCCAUUUAAUCCUGCCGGAUUCUUUGAUGCUCUCAUUAUUCUCAUUGGCACUAUCGAGAACAUCGUUUCGAUAGUGUUCCAAAUGAUGUCACAGGAUGGCAGUGGCUCGGUAAUCGCCAUUGCUGGCGUGAUGCGGAUUCUUCGUCUCCUGCGCCUAGCGAGACUCCUGCGUGGAUUCCUCGUUUGCCAAGAAUUGAGAUUGUUGGUUACUGGUAUGAUGUUGGCUCUUCCAACAGUGGUCUGGGCUGGUGUUCUAUUCGCAAUCGUGGUCUACCUGGGAACCAUGUUUACAGUCAUCCUUCUCGGCAAUAUACCUGAGCUUCACGGUUAUUUUGGCACAAUUGGGCUAGCACUGUGGACGCACUUCGUCAUUGUGACAAUGGAGACAUGGCCUGACAUCGCUGACAGCGUCCUGGCCGUGGCCAGUCCACUCUGGGGUGUCUACUUCGUGGUAUUCAUUUGCAUCUCAAGUAUGUCCCUCAUGAAUUUGGUCACUGGUGUCAUUGCUGAGAAGUUGUUAAGCACUAAAGAUGUGGCAGCCAGUGACGGAAACGAGAACGAGAUGGAGGCAUUUCGACACGAAAAGGCUGCUUUCAGGCAGGAUCUGACCGAGCUACUGAUGUAUGAAGAGGAGAUAGACGUUGAUCUUUUUGCUGGCCUGCUGGAAACCAACAAAAUGAGAAUGUGGCUGACCAAGCUGCAGGUCUCUGCUGAACUCCCGUCAAACGAUUUAUUCAACUUGCUGGACACAGCUGGCAUUGGUCAUUUGACGCUGGAUCAGCUACUCGAAGGGAUGCUGAAUCUCAGGGGCUCUCGCUUGAGGGUGCACUCCCUCCUUCUACAGCAGGACUUGCGGUGCUACUGCCAGGACGAAUUGGAUGCUUUGCACGAAGUGGAAGCAAUUGUACACCAUCAGACGUCGAAGCAUCUCAAUUCUUUGAAAGAGACCUUUGAGCAGGAGCUUCAGAACAUGCGCCAGCUCGUUGAGGAGCCGGGUCCCAACACAGCAG
This is a messenger RNA of Symbiodinium pilosum, 1951 nucleotides long. Lineage: Eukaryota; Dinophyceae; Suessiales; Symbiodiniaceae. The record is from the annotation of a GenBank genome assembly.